Molecule: messenger RNA, 2374 nt
Organism: Meriones unguiculatus (Mongolian gerbil)
Lineage: Eukaryota; Metazoa; Chordata; Mammalia; Rodentia; Muridae
Product: vitamin K-dependent protein Z-like
Exons: 8
Coding region: 79-1293 (404 amino acids)
Biological process (GO): blood coagulation; proteolysis
Cellular component (GO): extracellular region
Molecular function (GO): serine-type endopeptidase activity; calcium ion binding
Source: RefSeq, a predicted model, not a curated record
CCACAAUGCUUCCCGGGGCCUGGACUUUGGCUGUUUGCAGACUUUGCCCUGCCUGGGUCAGCCGCUCUCUGGGUCAGCAUGGGCGGCUGCAUCUCUCUGCUCCGGGGCUUCGUUCUCAUCUUCAUCCUUACCCUUGUCCUGCACCAGGUAGAGCUUUCAGUGUUUCUUCCAGCCUCGAAGGCAAACAAAGUUCUGGUGAGAUGGAGGCGCAGCAAUUCUUACUUUCUGGAAGAACUUUUUGAGGGAAACUUGGAAAAGGAAUGCUACGAGGAAAUCUGCAAGUACGAAGAGGCAAGAGAAGUGUUUGAAGAUGAUGUCCGCAUGGCUGAGUUCUGGAGACAGUACAGGGGUGGCUUUCCAUGUAUCUCACAGCCCUGCCUCAACAACGGGACAUGCAAGGACAACAUCCGAGGUUACAGCUGCACCUGCGCCCCUGGCUACGAGGGCAAGAACUGUGCGAUGGCUGAAAAUGAAUGUCACCUAGAGAGGACCGACGGGUGCCAGCACUUCUGCCACCCAGGCCAGUCAUCCUACAUGUGCAGCUGUGCGAAGGGCUACAAGCUGGGCAAGGACAACAAAUCUUGCAGUCCCAGAGACAAAUGUGCGUGUGGGGCCCUGACUUCCGAACACUUCACGGUGCCAGAAAGAGGCUGCCAGAGUCCGCCUACCUUCCCAUGGCAGGUCAGGUUAACAGAUUCUGAAGGAAUGGACUUCUGUGCUGGUGUCUUAAUACAGGAAGACUUCGUGUUGACAACGGCAAAGUGUUCGCUAUUAUACAACAACAUUAGUGUGAAAGCAGAUGCUGGCCAGAGGAUCGCGGUCAAGAGCACUCACGUGCACAUGCACUAUGAGGAGGAGUCGGGGGAGAAUGACGUCUCACUGCUGGAGCUAGCGAGACCUGUGCAGUGUCCCCGCUCAGGGCUCCCUGUCUGUGUUCCAGAGAGGGACUUCGCGGAGCAUGUCCUCAUCCCUGGAACAGAGGGUCUCCUCAGCGGCUGGAUGCUCAAUGGCACAGACCUGGAUACCACACCCAUGGUGCUUACUGUCACACGUGCAGACAGAGAGGAGUGUGGACAGACCCUGAAUGUAACCGUGACGACGAGAACAGGCUGUGAGAAAGGCAGUGUGGAGACAGGGCCUUGGCUGGAGGGAAGUGCAGUGACCCGAAAACACAAGGGUACCUGGUUCCUCACAGGGAUCCUAGGCUCACAGCCACCACCGGGGCCGUCACAUUUGCUCCUCCUCACCACAGUCCCAAGAUACUCCAUGUGGCUUAAACAGAUCAUGAAGUAGCUGAAAUCCAACAACACGGCUGCCAGGUGUUCAGGUCCUGCUGGUUUCUACUAGAAGGUGACCUCUUUCCUUGGGACUUUAAAUCUUUAUUCUUGAGAAUUCCAUACCCGAAUACAGUAUGACCACACCCUCAACCCAUUUCCCUUCUCUAACUUGCUUUCUAGUCUUCUCAACGUGGCCCUCCCAUAGGUCUCUUUUUAUUUUUUGAUAAUCCACUAAGUGCAGCUAAUGCUACCUCUGUGUGUGUGCUCCAGCCACUGGUGCACCCUCAAAAACACACAAUUUGGCGUCCCCCAGCAGCUCUCAACUGCCAGUGGCUCCUCAGCAAAAAGUGGGGCACAGAGCACAGCCCACCUUUGUCAGAAUCUUGUCCACCUUGACCUUGUACAGUGUUGAAGGCAUCCCCACAGCUGUGGUGUCUGCACAUGGAAUAAGCCUGCCCUGUCCAGAAGGCACUUCUCAGAUGAGCUCGAUGGAGGAGAGAGUGCAGGGGCUGGGGAGAGCUGGGGCCUGUUGAUUAAGAUGUCCCACUGAGGACUGAACGUGCUCUCAUUCUCAGUCCUCGGACCCAUCAGGCAUCUAUGCAUUAAUGGUUGCCAAUUAUAAAGAGAAACUUCUCUGAUCAAGGGCUGCAGACAAUCCAGCUCUAUAGGUAUGAACAUAAAUAUUUAGAAGCUGGUUUUUAACAUGAGCAUUUAGCAAAGUAAUAGCAGGGCCUACCCUAGGCCUACAACUUCCCCACUCACAAGCUUUUGACCAAAAUUAUAGUUUCAAACACAAAAUCUCUCCUGUGCAGCAGGCCUCAAAUUCAACCAGGAAGCAGUUGUUUGCUCUAACAGUUAUGCCACGAUUGCACCAGUGUGCACACCUUAUCUGGCAUGUCAGUAUUGUGGAUACAGGGUCCAGUACUGCAGUAAGGCAAAUGAUGCCUUGGCUGCCCCUGUAGCUGGCACAGAUCUUCUAGUACUAUGAAAGCUAUUCGGCAGGGAAGAGUUUUUCCUUCAUAAUUUUUAUCUAAACAGAGACCUUCAGGAAAAAAAAAAAAAUAAGGUAUGUGAAUAAAAUCAAUAUCAGUUGUAAA